Molecule: messenger RNA, 1701 nt
Organism: Macrosiphum euphorbiae (potato aphid)
Lineage: Eukaryota; Metazoa; Arthropoda; Insecta; Hemiptera; Aphididae
Source: the annotation of a GenBank genome assembly
AUGUCAACCAUAUCAAGUUUUUGCGAUAUUUUGAUGGUGAAAGUGGUUGGAGACCCUGAUUGGAGGCAGAGAUUCGUCGUGCUCAGCAACAGUACACUAUGGAUUUAUGGGGACGAUCAAGAUCCGAGAAGGACGAAAAUUCAUGCAGUGAGAGACCUGGCAGUAUGCCGAAGAAUUUGUGACGGAAGUCACCUAGUUUUGCAUAUAAAAAACAUAGCUAAAUUGGAUUGGUUUAAGAUUAAAUUCAACACAGAGAAACAACUAAUCGCUUGGAAAAAACGUUUGCGACAAGUAAAAGAAGCUUGGAACGAAGAGACUUAUUUUCAAUAUCUUAAUCAAAAAUCUCAGCUUAGAUCUCCAUAUGAGCCAUUGACUAGGAUAAAUCAACAGGUGCCUAGUAAUAAACUAUCAAAGCCUCCACGUAUGCCAUUCUCUAGGAGCCGUUCAUUACAAGAAAUAAUAAGUUGGGAAAAGUUACCCAUGACACUUACUCAAGUAAACAAGGAAAUGCUUUGUGGAAUAAACGACAUAGAUGCAAUUUUAGUAAGAGUACGAUUAUCAAUCUUGGAAAACGAAAUGGCUUACAACAGAGAAAUGGACAAAAUGCUAGUCGCUUUUAAAAAACGGGCACUGUGGCCUGAUUAUUUUCUGAUGGAUGACAAAUCGUUAAUUGAACAAACGCUAUCCAAAUUGAAGGAGAGUUCAGACACUCUUUUGCACGAUGUUGAAGACAUGUGGCCAGACGCUCCUAUGGUAUUACAGAGUUUGGACGAUCUAGCUGAUUUAUUAAUUAAACACUUGAAAUCAGUGGCGAGGACCCGAAUGAUUACCUACUGCCAUCUUCUACGGGAUUUUAGGCCUUUCUUGCGCAAUAAUUUAGAGAGCGUGGACGACAUAUACACGGACGUGUACAGCGAACACUUCUACAUGGAACGAGCGCUUCUGCCAAUCUUCCGGGUGUACAAGCUAAAAGGCAUAUCCAAGAAGCUGGCGGUCAUGCUAGCCACCGAGAAGGACGCCAACAGCGCACGUUGGAACAGGCUGUUCGACCUGUGUCAGGAGACGCUGACCGAGACGUACGGCGAGCUGUCCAGACUGUUCGGCGACUAUUACGCGCUGAGCGUGACGCAGUUGUUCGCGUUCAGCGACAAGCACGCGGCGUUCGAGCGCAACGGCAACAUGAGCCUGUUCGAGAAGUUCGAACUGGCCAGGGAGGUGAGCGAGAUAUGCGACUCGGUGGUGCCACUCAUCAAGGUCGUAAUCGUGGAGGGUGGCAAGCGGGGCGACGGCACCGCCGCGGCCGUGUCGGACGACGUGGUGGCCGCUGUGGAAGCCGCGGCGGCCGGUCAACGGCGCAGAUGUGGCUCCGACUGUUGGGACGAUAAUAACAGGCGCCAAAAUCGGGACGGGGCCGCCCGACCGUCUGAGGAAAUUACGUGCAAAAAUCCGUUCGGAACCAUCAUGGAAUACGACGUGGACAGAAAGUCGUCAUGCCGGAAGAAUUUCGGCGUCCGCGGCGGCAACAACAACGUCAAGAACAAGCAGAGGAAGACCGCGGCAUCAGCGUCCGGAAAGUGCAUCGAACUCAAGGUGUACUCGCGCUCGGUCAAUUAUUUCCACGAACAGAUCGACGAACAGGCGGUGGCCUGCAGCGGUUUUGUCGCGACGCGCGUGUCGUCUUCCGCCUCACUGCCAUACUGA